Messenger RNA from Paramecium sonneborni, 1569 nucleotides. The record is from the annotation of a GenBank genome assembly. Lineage: Eukaryota; Ciliophora; Oligohymenophorea; Peniculida; Parameciidae.
AUGAAUUUAGCCCCUCGCAGAAAUAUUAAAGAAAUGCUUCCUAUUCACUAAAACUUUAUAGAACCUCAUAAUUAUUAAUCAUUUUUCAAAAGUCCUGUUAGUACACGUUAAAGAUAACAAAGACCAUCAAAAUUACCCUCAUUCAAAAUCUCGAAUGGAUUACAGGUUCAAGUUCCUGUCUCACCACCUGUUUCUCCAUAAUGGAGGACUCGUAAUAUGAGUCGUGCAGAACAAAGAAUGUUAAGUGUAAGUCCACCCUAAGUACCUUCAGUACCUUAAAGUCCAAAAUAUUAAGUUUAGAUGUAGAUCUUCAAUGAACAAAUAUUAGUGAGUUUAUGUAACUUAAUUAGUAAAAAGCCUUGAAGAGAAAGAUGAAUGAAACACUAAUUAAAAAAUAAGUUGUCUAAACACCUGAAAAGUUAUUGCAUCAACAAUCUUUAAUUCGAGAAGAUCUAAACAAAGGUAGUUUUAAAUUUUUGUUUGUUCUUGGAAAAGGAGGAUUUGGAAAGGUAUGGAGAGUGGAGCUAUGCAAAAGCCGAAAGCAAUAUGCAAUGAAAGAGAUGAGUAAAGCUAGGUAUAUAAAUACGUUAAAUGAGAAUCUUAUCAAAGAAGUCUGUAAAUUCUGUAUUAAAUGAGAGGAUCCUAUUAAGUAAACUAAGACAUUCUUUUAUUGCAAAUAUUCAUUUUGCAUUUUAAGAUAGAGAUCACCUUUAUUUAGUAAUGGAUUUAUUGACAGGUGGAGAUCUGAGGUAUCAUAUUGGAGUGAAUCGUCGAUUUACUGAAUGGCAAACAAGUAAUGAGAUAAAAGCAAUAUAGAAUUUGUCAUAGGCUGUUUAUUAGUGAGUUUAGAGUACUUACAAAGUAAUAACAUCAUACAUCGGGAUAUAAAGCCUGAGAAUGUAGUAUUUGAUAAGAAAGGUUAUCCAAGAUUGACAGAUUUUGGGAUAGCAAGAAUAUUGAAAGCAGAGAAUAGUUAAGAAACAAGUGGGACUCCAGGAUAUAUGGGUUAGUAAUUAUAUUAAGUCAGAUAGCACCAGAAGUAAUGUGCAGACAGAAUCAUGGAAUAGGUGUAGAUCAUUUUGCAUUAGGAGUAAUGAUACAUGAAUUUAUGAUUGGAAGAAGACCAUAUGUUGGUAGAUCUAGAAAAGAAAUUAAAGAAAUGAUGUUAACUAAAUAGAUUACUAUUAGAAGAUAAGAUGGUUGGAGUAGCGAGAGUGCUGAUAUAUGCAAUUAAGUAAAAAUUCGUAUAAUUUUUAGUUAUUGUAGAGAAAAUAAUAAAAUAGAUUAGGAUUUGAUGGAGUUUAAUCAAUUAUGAAACAUCCUUGGUUUUAAAAUAUGAAUUGGUAAAGUUUGAUAGAUAAAACUAUGCCUUCUCCUUUCGCUGAAUUUGCAUAUUCAGAAGAUCAAGACUUUAAGAGAUAGAUUUCGUCUGAUCAUGAUUCAUAGGAUGAUUUGAUCUAGGAAAAUGUAAGUGCAUUAAGAAGGGAUUCUAUUUAAGAUAUGUUCAAAGAUUAUGAAUACAAUGAUCAUGGAAUGACUGGUAGUACUAAUUCAACUCAAAUUAUAUGA